This is a messenger RNA of Gavia stellata (red-throated loon), 2025 nucleotides long. RefSeq names its product prospero homeobox 2 (gene PROX2). Gene Ontology annotation, biological process: regulation of transcription by RNA polymerase II. Gene Ontology annotation, molecular function: RNA polymerase II cis-regulatory region sequence-specific DNA binding; DNA-binding transcription factor activity, RNA polymerase II-specific. The transcript is spliced from 4 exons. Lineage: Eukaryota; Metazoa; Chordata; Aves; Gaviiformes; Gaviidae. The record is from RefSeq and is a predicted model, not a curated record. Gene Ontology annotation, cellular component: nucleus. Bases 1 to 2025 code for a protein of 674 amino acids.
AUGAUCCCCAACCAGCUGAGGGUCAGCUCUCCGGUGUCUAGGCAGGAAGAAGAGAUGAUGGAUGGCAGGACAGGCUCUGAGCAGGACAGAGACCGUGCCACUUCAGGGCACGGCCAGGGGCUGAAGUUGGAGCCCUGUUUCCAGACCGACUCUCUCUUGCCUUCCCCCAGUGCGUCCCUGAUAUCACAGCUCCUCAGUCACCCAAUGGUUGGCAGGAGCCUGGAUUCCACCAUCCUUUUCCCUUCCUCUCAGCCAGUGGUCCUGCCUCAGGACUACAAGCAUGGCGCAUCUCCUGGAGAAGGAGCACAAGCCCUGGCUUUCCCCAGGACCCGUGCCACGGCUCCCAUGCCCUGUGCUCGUGACAGGGACCAGCUGUCUGACCAGCACCUUCGAGCCAAGCGGGCCAGGGUGGAGAGCAUCAUCCAAGGCAUGAGCCUCCCACUAAACCCUCAGGCAUUUGGUACCAGCCUGGAGGCAGCUUUUGGGCACGAGAGGGAGAGGGGUGGCGACAUGCCCCAGGAGAGCAAGAGGAAGCCAAGGGUGCCCCAGAAGGGUGUGGGGGCGGCCAGGCAAGUGGCCCCUGCAGCGGGCAGCCCCCAUGCCGAGGGCUGCCAGCAGCUGAAAGAGCAGCUCUGCUUUUUAGAGCAGCAGCUGAGGCAGCUUCAGGAGAAGUUCUCCCAGGUCUGCGACUCUGGGGAUGCUGCCCAAACUCAGGAAGGUGCUGAGAAAUGGCAUCCACUGCCUGGAAGGCCUGGAGACAGACUGGACAAGGACAGUGCCACUGCCACCAGUGACCCAUGCAAAGGGCCUUUCUGGAGGAGCAUCCUGGAGGUGCAUGGGCCAGAGGAGGACGAGGACAGAGGCGACACAGAUGGCCUGCCCUUGGCAGCGAGGGUCCUCUCGCAGGCGCUGAAGCAUGAGCUGACCGGGGUGAUGUCUCGGGUGGUGGACUCUGUCCUGAAAACCGUCUGGCCGAAGGCAGCCAGCCACCUCCUGCAGCAACACUGCAGCCUCCCAGUGCCGGGGCCAGAUGCCAGGAGAGAGUAUUUUGCUGCUGGGAAAUGCAGAAAGCCACUUGCUAAGCCAUCUCCUAUGAACGGCCCGGGCUCGCUGGGCUCACCCCAGGCUGAGGCCCUGUCAGGAGCUUUGGGGAGGAGCCCGGGCUCUCAUGCCGGCUCCUUCAGUUCAAAAGGGGUCAGAAAACCCUCUCAGGUACUCAGCAUGGGUUAUUCGAUGAGCUCGGCUGCCCCCGUCCAGGACAGCCAGCUGCUGAGCCAGCUGCUGGGCUAUGACCAGCAUGGCCUCUGGGUCAGCAGCUCCUGUGGGAGCCCCCCUGCCCUGGAGAGGAGUCCUCCGGAGCCCCUCGACUUGCACUGGGGAACUGUUAAACUGAGGUCAUCGGUUGUGAGGCAGCAGCAGCAUCCCCUGCCCCUGAGCCCUGCUGACACGGAGAGCCUGGCACUGCUGUCAUCUGGCAGAGAAGGCUGUGGGGAGCUGCAGGCUGCGAUGGAUGGGGCACCCUUCACCUCCACCCAUAUACAGGAGGCGCUGACCCCUGGCCACCUGAAGAAGGCCAAGCUGAUGUUUUUCUUCACCCGCUACCCAAGCUCCACUCUGCUGAAGACCUACUUCCUCGAUGUGCAGUUCAGCCGCUGCAUCACCUCCCAGCUCAUCAAGUGGUUCAGCAACUUCCGCGAGUUUUACUACAUCCAGGUGGAGAAGUUUGCCCGGCAGGCCCUGCUGGAGGGCGUCGUGGAUGCUGGCACCCUCCGGGUCUCCCGGGACUCGGAGCUUUUCCGCACCCUUAACAUGCACUAUAACAAGGGGAAUGACUUCGAGGUGCCAGGGCGGUUUCUGGAGGUGGCCAGCCUGACACUGCGGGAGUUCUUCAGCGCCGUCAGGGCGGGCAAGGACUCCGACCCCUCCUGGAAGAAACCCAUUUACAAAAUCAUUUCCAAACUGGACAGCGACAUCCCAGAAGGGUUCAAAGCCGCUGGCUGCUCCCAGCAACUGCUCCACAGCUGA